CAGAUUUUUAACAUGUUGUAGCCUUGUAGUAUCUUCUGGCAUUAUUUGUUGUGUGUACUUUUUAAUACCUAUUUAGAAGUGUUACUGAAUGAACUCAAAUGACAAAUUGUUAAUGAUUUAACAUUGUUUACAGAAUGGUGAUGGAACAGUUAUUUGUGGCUGUGCUAAUGAUAUCUGCACACCUAGCAGUCUCAUAUCCUCUGACUACAGAGAGCUAUUACAUGGAUGGAGGGAGACAAUGCAGACUGUGUCCACCAGGUCAUUAUCAGAGUUCCUGUUCAGAGUGCUCUCCCUGUCGAGAUGGUUCCUACACAACACGAUUGAAUGCUGAGUCCAGUUGUCAUUCCUGCUUCAAAGACUGCAAACGUGAUUUGCACCUGGUGGAGGAUGAGCCGUGUACUCCUGUAUCGAACGCUAGAUGUCGCUGUGAGGCUGGUUUUACCUGCACCGACAAAGAAGACCAGACAGGAAACUGUAGAGACUGUGAGAAGGUCCCUCAGCUGCCCCCACCUCCCCUGCCACCUAGCAAUGUAGUGGGCAUCAGAAUCAACCAGACAGGAACUUCCUCUGAACACAGCAGGACUUCCUCUUCCGCUGGACGCUGUCAACCUCCUAACUGUGACACUCCACGAUCACCAGUCUCACAAGCAGCUGACACCAGCAAACACUUGGCAGCCAUUUUGUGCCCUAUGGUGGUCAUUGGAAUCCUAGCCGUUAUCAUUCUGUUAUGUAUCCGUCGCCCAGGAAAUGAAGCCUGUUUCAAACAAGCUCUCAAGUUCUGUAACAAGGGAGUAAGAGAAACGUCGCCUAACAAGACCAAAGAGCCACCUCAUCAGCACAAUGCCAGAGAGACACAGCCCAGUAUUAAGCACCAGACAGUGGAUCCACCACCUAUUACAGCAGCAAAUAUAGGCCCGGUCCAUGUCCACAAUGCUGGAACAGUCAUCUUCAGUUUACUCAACCAGUUCACUGGUAUGGGUGGAGGGAUGGAAGAGAGAGUGCAGAAAGAGAGGGAUGAGGAAGGAUGUCCGACCCACCCCACACCCUCCCCUAACAUCCAUCUAUCCCAGGAGGAAAGGGAUGGGGAGAUGGACUGUGUAUUCUUCCCUUCACAGGAACAAGGGAAGGACAGUCACGUUUCCAAAGAGGAGGUGCAUUGAGGGGAGGGGGAUUGAGGACAGAGGACGCACCAAGUGAAAGCUUCCCUUCUAGGAUCAGUUUUAGCCAACCAUACAUCCUAAUGUUAAUCAUAAGGAGGAUUAAGACUGGUCUGACCUUGGAUCAGUGGUAAAGGACAACAUCUACCUAUGGCUCUAUUCAGUCUGUAUCACUGAAGCGUUACAGAUUGCUUGAUAGAAAUGUAAAGGUCAUUUUUGAUUGAGCCGACAUAUGCAGUGUUUAACGUGAAUGCAGUCUCCACUGACGUGAGAACAUUGCCUUUACAUUUCUAUCAGGCUGUAAAGCUGAUCUUCUGAGAUACAUGGAGCCCUUACUCGCAGUCUCAACUGCUGCAAACUGUUUUUUUCUGUGUUCAUGUGGCACUUUGAACUGUUUUUGCACAAAUUAAAACCAAAAUAUGAAAUAUAA
This is a messenger RNA of Oncorhynchus mykiss (rainbow trout), 1587 nucleotides long. Its product is annotated as tumor necrosis factor receptor superfamily member 5. Gene Ontology annotation, molecular function: protein binding. Lineage: Eukaryota; Metazoa; Chordata; Actinopteri; Salmoniformes; Salmonidae. The record is from RefSeq and is a predicted model, not a curated record.